Messenger RNA from Orycteropus afer afer, 117 nucleotides. NCBI's taxonomy places the organism in Eukaryota, Metazoa, Chordata, Mammalia, Tubulidentata, Orycteropodidae. The record is from RefSeq and is a predicted model, not a curated record.
AUGUUCAGUCGCCAAAGAGACUUCUUCGACCUGGCCUGGAAGCUGCGCAUGAACUUCCCCUACUUCUACGUCGCGGCCUCGGUGAUACUCAACGUGCGCCUGCAGGUACAUAUUUAG